This is a messenger RNA of Camelina sativa (false flax), 2888 nucleotides long. Its product is annotated as glutamate receptor 2.5-like. Gene Ontology annotation, molecular function: G protein-coupled receptor activity; ligand-gated monoatomic ion channel activity. The record is from RefSeq and is a predicted model, not a curated record. Gene Ontology annotation, cellular component: membrane. Gene Ontology annotation, biological process: G protein-coupled receptor signaling pathway. NCBI's taxonomy places the organism in Eukaryota, Viridiplantae, Streptophyta, Magnoliopsida, Brassicales, Brassicaceae.
UCGUAUUUCCUCUUGUAGUUAUGAAACAACCAUAAUAGCGAUGUCUUUAUUCCAUCAUCUCGUGUCUCGUUCUCUUCCUUUAUGGCUUUUAUUUGUUCUCAUAUUCUUAGUAUUGCUCGGGAAAUCUCAAAAGGAAGCUUUACAAGUUCAAGUGGGGAUUGUUCUUGGCACUAAUGGGACCGUAGCAGAUAUGAGCUUUCGAGCUGUUAACAUGUCUCUGUCGGAUUUCUAUAACACUCAUAAUGACUUCAAGACAAGGAUUGUCCUCAACAUCCGAGACUCCCAACAAACUGUUGUUGGUGCUGCCGCUUCAGCUCUAUAUUUGAUUAAGAAGAAGGAAGUGGUGGCCAUUAUUGGACCAGGAACUUCAAUGCAAGCUCCAUUUUUAAUCAACCUCGGAAAUCAAUCAAAAGUUCCGAUCAUUUCAUUCUCAGCAACAAGCCCUCUUCUUGAUUCCCUCCGUAGUCCAUAUUUCAUCAGAGCCACACACGACGAUUCGUCUCAAGUCCACGCCAUUAGCGCCAUCAUAGAGUCAUUUAGAUGGAGAGAAGUUGUGCCUAUUUAUGCGGACAAUGAGUUCGGAGAAGGUAUUCUUCCUUACUUAGUUGAUGCUUUUCAAGAGAUUAACGUUCGUAUCCGAUACCGAAGUGCCAUAUCAGUACAUUCCUCUGACGAUGGAAUCAAGAAAGAGCUUUACAAACUAAUGACCAUGCCCACUAGGGUUUUUAUGGUGCACAUGUCGCCAGAUCUCGGAUCGAGGCUUUUCUUGAUAGCGAAAGAGAUCGGUAUGAUGAGUAAAGGAUACGUAUGGAUUGUUACAAAUGGUAUAGCUGAUCUCAUGAGUUUAAUGGGUGAAACUAGCUUGAAGGACAUGCAUGGAGUUUUGGGUGUCAAAACAUAUUUCUCAAGAUCAAAAGAGCUAAUACAUCUUGAAGCUCGUUGGCGAAAAAGUUUUCAAGGAGAAGACCUAAACAAUUUCGAGUGUUGGGCUUAUGAUGCUGCCACAGCACUUGCAAUGUCAGUUGAAAAAAUCAGUAAUGUAUACAUGAGUUUCAACAAGUCCCAAAAGAACACUUCAAGAGAUGAUACUGGGACUGAUCUUGAUGAUCUUGGCGUCGUUCUUUCUGGUCCUAAGCUUCUUCAAGCGUUGACAGCAGUCAGUUUCAAUGGCGUUGCCGGGAGAUUUCAGUUGAAAAACGGAAAGCUAGUGGCAAAGACUUUCAAGAUUAUCAAUAUAGAGGUAAGCGGGGAAAGAACCAUAGGAUUUUGGAAAUCAGAAGUGGGGUUAGUAAAGAACAUAGGAGUGAAUCAAACAAGCAUUAAUACAUUAAUAUCACACAGCUCCCACCGCCUUAGAUCGAUAAAAUGGCCUGGGGACAGUGACUCUGUGCCUAAAGGCUGGGAAUUCCCAACAAACGCUAAGAAGCUACGAAUAGCAGUUCCAAAGAAGGAUGGUUUCAACAAUUUUGUCAAGGUAACAAAAGAUGAAAACACUAAUCUUGUAACGGUAACUGGAUUUUGCAUAGAUGUUUUCGACCUGGUGAUGAAACAGAUGCCAUAUGCUGUCUCCUAUGAGUACAUCCCCUUUGAUACUCCAGAUGGCAAAAGUCGUGGAACUUACAACGACAUGGUUAAUAGUGUGUUUCUUGGGGAGUUCGAUGGAGCUGUAGGUGAUACAACAAUCUUGGCUGAUCGGUCGCAUUAUGUAGACUUCACGUUGCCAUACUCGGAGACCGGUGUUGUAUUCGUGGUGCCAAUCAGAUAUGGGAAUGAAAAUAAAGAAUGGGUAUUCUUAAAGCCUUUAACAAAGGAGCUAUGGUUGCUCAGUGCUGGUUCUCUUCUCUUCAUUGGAAUCAUGGUUUGGAUUUUUGAGUACCAAGCAGAUGAGGAUUUCAGGAAUCAGAAGAUAGUUGAUAAAAUAUCAAAUGUGUUCUACUUCUCAUUUUCGACUCUCUUUUUCGCACACAGUAAGCCAUCAGAGAGCUUUUUCACAAGGGUUCUUGUUGUGGUUUGGUGCUUUGUGCUGCUAAUUCUGACUCAGAGCUACACAGCAACACUGACCUCGAUGAUGACUGUUCAAGAGCUUCGACCAACAGUGAGACACAUUGAUGAUUUGAAGAAAAGUGAAGUGAACAUUGGAUAUCAUGCGGGUUCGUUUACAUUCGAAAGAUUGAAACAAAUGGGUUUCAAUGAAUCGAGGUUAAAGACUUAUAGUUCUCCCCAAGAAAUGCAUGAGCUAUUCCGUAACAAGAGCAGCAACGGUGGUAUUGAUGCUGCGUUUGACGAAGUCGCUUACAUCAAGCUUUUCAUAGCUAAAUAUUGCUCAGAAUAUUCCAUUAUUGAGCCUACCUUUAAGGCCGAUGGCUUUGGUUUUGCCUUUCCAUUAGGAUCUCCUUUGGUGCCGGAUAUUUCAAGACAGAUCUUGGACUUAACAGAGAGAGAGAUGAAAGCUAUGGAGAAGAAGUGGUUCCUUGAAGAAAAACACUGUGUUGAUUCUACCACAUCGGAUUCUCCAAUCCAGCUCAAUCACCACAGCUUUGAAGGCCUCUUUUUAAUCAUCUUUGUUCUAUCCAUGCUCUUACUCUUAGUCAUGUUGGCCCGUAAAAGUUACAAAGAGAGACAUCGCAAUGAGCUCGAUGAUGAAGGCGAAUCAAGUGUCGGUCAAGAGCAUGCCCAACGUAAGAUGACAAAGGCUACAACCAUUGGAAGAGCUGGGACACCGUCAAGGCUAAAGUCAACAGAAAAGUUGGGGUGAUUGAAAUGCAAUCAGAAAAGUUGCAUUUAAAAUAAGUAAAACAUAAAAGAAAUGUAAUCUGUACGUGCUACAUGUAAUGUAUGUGUUCAAUCAAUUCUAAGUAUCGAAGACGGACGUCUUAGACGGUAGUAAU